Lecanosticta acicola is the source of this 1981-nucleotide messenger RNA. The record is from the annotation of a GenBank genome assembly. Lineage: Eukaryota; Fungi; Ascomycota; Dothideomycetes; Mycosphaerellales; Mycosphaerellaceae.
AUGCCGCCGUUUCGGGAUGAUCAAAUACUCGUACAUACGCCUCGCCGCGAGAAUUUUGAUCCACUUCGCUGACUCCGCAUUCUAGAUCAUUGCCCCUGGCUCUCAAACGACUCUUGCACAACUAGGAUUGCCUGAAUCCUUCACGCCCGCACGAUAUCGAUUACGGUCGCGCAUGUUCCCAGCCCAAGAAGAAGGACGCUACGAACCUGUCAAGAUACGGCGAAAAGAUAAGCAAACCACCAGGCAACAAGAUGGAGCAGUGAUAAAUGGCGAGCAUUCAGCUGAGGAGGAAUGGGAAGAGGAUCGCAUAUCGGAGGAAGGCGCGAUCUGGCCAAUUCAGAAAGGAAGCAUUGUUGACUGGCCAUGUUUUUACGCUCUUAUGGACCAUGUCUACAACACAAUCAAUCCGCCAUUUCAUACCCCAAUACUGCUCAUUGGGGAGCCGGUAUGGACACAUAAAGAAUACGAGAAAGUGUGCCAGUUCUUCUUCGAGAAGUUUAAAACCCCGGCAUUGACGAUCAUGGACUCUGCAUUGGCGGCCACUUAUGCAUAUGGCAUUCCCAAUGCAACUGUGGUGGACGUAGGAUUGCAGAAGGCAGACAUUACAUGCAUCGCAGACUUCAUGCUGCAAGAUCUUGGAAGAUCACUGGCGGUACCGCAGUGUGGAGGCGAGGCUAUGACGGAAAGACUGGUGGAACUGCUAAAGGGAAGGAAAGGCUUCAAUCGGGAUGUCUGCGAACAGUUGAAGAGGAGUGCCAUUUGCGAGGUUCUUGGUCCGGAUGAGAAGAUUCCAGAAGCAGAUGCCAUUGAAGGAGCAGGUAAUCCGGCCGCUGCAGCUUCUACGGGUGCAGAUGGAGUAGCUCCUGGCCAGAGCAAGGCUUCGAUAGCCGGUGAGCUACCACGAGGACCUGGACCUGGUACUCAAGUGGGAGAAGAGAAGACGUUGGAAAAUGAAGAGGGCGUGCUUGACAUCGCAAGCAUCGUAGCAGGCGGCAACAUGAGCGAAUAUCUAGCACAGAAGGAGCGCGAGAAACAAGAAAAAGCAGCGGCCAAGCAGCAGAAGAAGCCGGGCGACAAGCAACAGGAAGCAAAUCGUCCUGCACGGAUACAAAAUGUUAAGCGCAAUCGGAAUACGUUCAUUUACGAGGACUUCGCUCUGCACGAUGCCAUGAAGCAAGCUGGCAUGUCGUCUCAAGCCAUGACCGACAUGCAGUCUUCCAUGGACGAUGGCCCAACCAAGGAGCCGCAGUCUGCCGUUUCGGACAAGCCUGCAGACGAAGGAUUUGAGCAACAAGAAGUCACGACAGAUACUUCUCCAACAGGUGGAUUCAGACGAGAGAUCGAGGUUGGUCCUGAGCGAUUCCAGGCGGCGUCUGGCGGGAUAUUGGACCGACUUGCGGAUGCCAUCCACAGGACUGUGCAGUCUUGCGGCGAGAUCGGCAAACGCAGCGAGCUAUGGGACAACCUGAUCAUUCUCGGUAACGGAUCUAAAGUACGAGGGUUUAAAGAGGCCCUGCUCGCAAACCUGCAAGCGAAAUACAUCAUAUCUCCUUCAUCUGCGACGAUUUUCACCUCGGAGCUGCCGUCAAGUAUGUCGACGCCCAUGGCCACAGGUACCAACACACCGCAACCACAGUUACCUGGUCAGCAGCACAGCUCAAGCGUCAAUCCGCUAUUACAUGCUGCGCUCACUGCGCAACAUCCGCAGCUGCAGCCUGGAUCCUCAAAUAUGGGCCAGAUGCAGCAUCAACAUAUGCAUUCGUCGCAUGGACAGACUCCCACCAGCAUCAAGCUUGCCAAAAUUCCCGAGUACUUUCCAGAGUGGAAAGAGGCGGGCUACGAUGAGGCGGCCUUCCUUGGCGCACAGGUGGCUGGUAAGCUGUUAUUCGUUGUGGACGGCGGUGCGAGCAAAGGAUACAUGACGAGGACGGAUUACAACGACCAAGGACCUUCUGGGAUUCACGAGGUGCGUAUAAGAUAA